AUGGCCGACUUGCUCGGUCCUCAUGCCUUUGGCAGGGCCGUGAUGGAUCGUCCUCCAGCUCCACUUCCGUUUCCUCCCGGAUCAGAUGCCGCUGCCCAUGCGCCCUUCUCGAUCCAGACCAUCGGCGUGGAUGCUCCGGGCAACGCUCCAUCCACCGACGACGAUGGCACCGGCGACUAUGUCGUCGUGACCAUGACGACAGCUGUCGACGGGACCGUUGUGCCGACCACGAUGCCGGACUCCUUUCCACCGCCACCACCACCACCACCACCGUCACGACCACGACCACGGCCACCGCCGGACUCGGUGGACGAGACGAUGGACGACACCGUCGCAGCCGACCAUGCAGACGGCCACGUGGUGGUGGCCAACGGCGAAUGCCGGCUGAUGGGCCCGUUUGCGAUCUUUGUGCAGCUCGGGCUGGGCUCGCUGGCGCUGCUGUCGCUCGUGUUCAAGCGGUGGCGCGAGCGGCCGCAGCGGCCGCUCAAAAUCUGGUUCUUUGACGCGUCCAAGCAGGUGUUUGGGUCCGUGCUGGUGCACAUGUCCAACGUCUUCCUGUCGCUGCUCACGUCGGGUCGCUUCUCCUUCAAGCUGGAGCCGGGCGUUGUGGCGAGCUCGUCCGGGGCGCUGUUGCGCUUGAUUCGACGGGACGAUGGCGAGGAGCCAUACUUGCCGAACCCGUGUUCGUUCUACCUGCUGAACCUGGCGAUCGACACGACGAUCGGGAUUCCGAUCCUCAUCGGGCUCGUGCGGCUGACAACGGCCAUUGUGGCCCACACGCCGCUGGGGAAGCCGCGGGAGUCGAUCCAGUCGGGCAAUUACGGGCACCCGCCGAGCGCGUGGUGGUGGUUCAAGCAGAGCAUCCUGUACUUUUGCGGGCUCUUCGGCAUGAAGAUCUGCGUGCUAAUCAUCUUUCUCGUCUUCCCGUGGAUCUCGCGCGUCGGCGACUGGGCUCUGGGCUGGACCGAGGGCAACGAGCAGCUGCAGAUCGUUUUUGUCAUGAUGUUGUUUCCGCUCAUCAUGAACGCGAUGCAGUACUACAUCAUUGACGGCUUCAUCAAGGAACAGCCGGUGCAUGACGGCGGACACCAUCACCAUCACGAUGGGCGGUACGACGUUCUGUCGGACAGUGCCGACGACGAGGACGACGGCAGUGCUCGACCGCCGCUUCACCGUCGGUUCCGCCGGGACGACGGUGGUGCCGACGGCGACGACGAGUCGUCCAGCGGCGACCAGCGCGAAGAGGAGGACGACGAGGAGCUCGACAUGCUCGGCGACGUGGACGACGUCGCGGGCGGCAAGCGGGCAGCGGUCACCGUGGCCGUGGCGCCCAUUGUCGUGACGACGACGACGACGGUGAUUCAUUCGACCAAGCACGAGCACGUGACCUCGUCCGCCAGCUCAGCCACGGGCACCGCCACAAUCCGGGGCGCCGACAACAACGACGACGUCGACUACGACCCGCGGGUCGACGGUGAGACCCGGACGGUCAUCGGCAGCAGCGCCAGCCAGCGGCAGAUUCUGGACGCCACCGCGGCAAAGGAGCCGUAG
Molecule: messenger RNA, 1551 nt
Organism: Grosmannia clavigera kw1407
Lineage: Eukaryota; Fungi; Ascomycota; Sordariomycetes; Ophiostomatales; Ophiostomataceae
Product: fk506-binding protein
Exons: 2
Coding region: 1-1551 (516 amino acids)
Cellular component (GO): membrane
Source: RefSeq, a predicted model, not a curated record